This is a messenger RNA of Trematosphaeria pertusa, 2071 nucleotides long. RefSeq names its product MFS general substrate transporter. Gene Ontology annotation, biological process: xenobiotic detoxification by transmembrane export across the plasma membrane. The transcript is spliced from 2 exons. Bases 126 to 1988 code for a protein of 620 amino acids. Lineage: Eukaryota; Fungi; Ascomycota; Dothideomycetes; Pleosporales; Trematosphaeriaceae. Gene Ontology annotation, molecular function: fluconazole transmembrane transporter activity. The record is from RefSeq and is a predicted model, not a curated record.
CCAUCUCAGCAUUCAAACAUCCACACAUCCGGCCUCCAACGGUCGAAGCAUCUCUACGCCUGAACACCUUCAAUACCGAAUCCAAAUCAUCGGUCUGACGCUGCACACUUACCCCGCCGUCAGCAAUGCAGGCUCUCAUCAGGGAUGCCCCCAUUGGGCAAAUUAUUCGAUGGGUUACCCACAAUCGCGUCCUCCAGUACCCUGAAGAGCGAGACGACUUCGAGCUCCCGGCUUCCUACGUACAGCUCAAAGCCGGCCAGGGACAGAGACAUGUCCCCGCCCAACCGGAGGAGCCUCUUUCCGCAGAGCCCGAGGGGCCAGCAACUGAAGAGGUCUACCCCGACCCAGAGACAGUGCUAGAGAAAGAAGAAGAGCUCUAUACAGCGGAGGAGUCAGAAUCCGAUCUAGAGAAGAUCCAGACGGCCCGGACCGCGCAGACAGCCCGCACGCAGAUCUCCCGUGUAGGAACACGGACUGCCCUGCAGAAAUCUAUCUCAAGAGCCGAUCUCGAGCAGCAGUUCACGCUAGCGUCUGUGGAGCGAGGGCCUUCUCGGCCCAUUGAACCCGAGAAGCUCGACGAUGGUACCAUCCUCGUCGAUUGGUAUACAACCGACGAUACCGAAAACCCUCAGAACUGGACUUUCGGGAAGAAGGCGGUUGUGCUGUUGCAGAUCCUGAUGUACACAAUGUCAGUGUACAUGGGCUCCGCUAUAUACAGUCCUAGCAUUCCAGGCGUCAUGCAGCGCUUCGGUGUUUCCAUCGGCUCGGCCUCUCUUGGUCUGUCGAUGUACGUCCUCGCCUACGGUAUCGGACCGCUUCUUUUCUCGCCCUUGAGCGAGAUCCCCAUAAUCGGCCGCAAUCCACCGUACAUGAUUUCAUACGCCAUCUUCGUCAUCCUUCUCGUGCCAACGGCCCUUGUCGACAACUUCGCAGGCCUCAUCGUCCUGCGCUUCCUGCAAGGCUUCUUCGGUAGCCCUUGUCUGGCCACGGGAGGUGCAACGCUGCAAGAUAUGUACAGCUUGAUCAAACUGCCAUACGUGCUGUCGCUGUGGGCCUUCGCGGCGACUUGUGGUCCGGCUCUCGGACCAAUCAUUUCAGGCUUCAGUGUCCAAGCCGAGAACUGGCGCUGGUCGAUGUGGGAGAUGCUGUGGAUGAACGGUCCUGUUUUCCUAUCGCUGUUCUUCUUCCUCCCCGAGACCUCCUCUGCCAACAUCCUUCUGCGCCGCGCUGCCCGCCUUCGCAAGCUCACUGGUGACGACCGCCUCAAAGCGCAGUCUGAGAUUGACCAGGCAAACCUCAGCGCGCGUGAUGUCACAGUCGAAGCCCUCUGGCGACCCUUCCAGCUCGUGCUCCUCGACCCCAGUAUCGCCUUUACUGCCGUCUAUACCGCGCUCGUCUACGGCAUCUUCUACUCCUUCUUCGAGGCGUUCCCGCUCGUCUACGAAGUUAUGUACGGCUUUAACCUCGGCGAGAUCGGUCUGACCUUCCUUGCCGUAACCGUCGGCGUCAUCCUCUCCAUCACAUGGUACUGGUACUACAUCUACUUCAUCGUCGAACCAUCUAUCCGCGCCAACGGUCUUGGAUCUCCCGAGCGCCGCCUCAUCCCUGCGCUGUUCGUCACGUGGUUCGUCCCCGCCGGACUUUUCAUCUUCGGAUGGACAUCGGACCCGGACAUCCACUGGAUCGUGUCUUGCAUCGGCAUCGUGAUCACGACCAUCGGCAUCUUCCUCAUCAUCCAGUGUAUCUUCUUGUACCUGCCGCUCUCCUACCCGCAGUACGCUGCCUCGCUCUUCGCGGGUAACGACUUCCUCCGCUCUGCGCUCGCUGCGGGCGCCAUCCAUUUCAGCUACCCCAUGUUCCACAACCUCGGCGUGGACAGAGGUAUUUCGCUGCUUGCCGGCCUGACAAUUGGAUGCAGUGCUGGCGUGUACGUGCUGUACUUCUUCGGCGAGAAGCUCAGGGCUAAGUCGAGGUUCGCUGCGAAGUGAGUUCUCAUCGUUUGGUAUAAUGACUAAAGGGUUCGUGGAGAACUUCGAUGAACUUUCUUUAGUCCGUUCUUAAGCGUUUCGUU